Molecule: messenger RNA, 3258 nt
Organism: Pistacia vera
Lineage: Eukaryota; Viridiplantae; Streptophyta; Magnoliopsida; Sapindales; Anacardiaceae
Product: receptor-like protein 1
Exons: 11
Coding region: 1-3258 (1085 amino acids)
Molecular function (GO): protein binding
Source: RefSeq, a predicted model, not a curated record
AUGGAAAGGGUGUUAAUUAAGUUGUCAUUUUGGGUUGUAUUAGUUUUGGUUCAAACAUCUGGAUUCAAUAGUUGUUUGGAGAAUGAGAGGAUUGGUCUGUUAGAUUUAAAGUCCUUCAUAAAAGCAGUUAGUGUUUUUCAAACGGAAGAAAUUCUUGUUUCAUGGGUUGAUGAUAAAAUGUCUAAUUGUUGUGAUUGGGAGGAAGUUCAAUGCAACGCCACUACUGGACGUGUCAUCAAACUUUCCCUUAAUCAUAGAAGGCAAUUCAGUCCAUAUGACUCUUUUGAUAGACAUCCAACUCUAAAUUUAUCCUUGUUUCAUCCUUUUGAAGAGUUGAAAAGUCUUUAUUUAUCUGAUAAUUACUUUGGAGGUUGGCAUGAGAAUAAAGUAUAUGAUGGCUUCAAGUGUUUGAAACAACUCAAGAUCUUGGAUCUUAGUUACAAUUACUUCAACGCAACUCUUUUACCACACUUGAAUAACCUAACUUCACUUACCACUUUGAAUCUUGGAUGGAAUAAAAUGGGAGAAGGUCUCAACUCGGCCAAACAAGGUUUAGCAAAUUUGACAAACUUAAAAGUAUUAAGUCUCCGUGAUAAUCAAAUCAACAACUCUCUAUCAAGCCUAGGUUUAGCAAAUUUGACAAACUUGAAAAGGUUGGAUCUAAGUUAUAAUCAAAUCAACACUUCUCUACCAAGUUUAGGUUUAAAAUAUUUGAAAAACUUGGAAGAGUUGAGUAUGAUGGAAAAUGGACUCAGCGGAGCUCUUAAUUCACUAGGUUUAGCAAAUUUGACAAACUUGAAAAGCUUGGAUCUAAGUUAUAAUCAAAUCAACACUUCUCUAGCAAGUUUAGGUUUACAAAAUCUAAAAAACUUGGAAGAGUUGAAUAUGCGAUGGAAUGGGAUGGACGGUUCUCUUACUUCGCUAGGUUUAGUAAAUUUGACCAAUUUAAAAAGAUUGGAUUUAAGUGAUAAUCAAAUCGCCAAUGCUAGAGGUUUAAAAAGUUUGGAAAACUUGGAAGAGUUGUAUAUGGGAUAUAAUGUAAUGGGCGGUGACUCUCUUACUUUAGGUUCAGCAAAUUUGACAAAUUUGAAAAUACUGGAUCUACGAAGUAAUCAAAUCAACAACUCUUUGGCAAGCCUAGGAAUAUGUGAAUUGAAGAAAUUGGCUGAAUUGGGUCUCAGUUUCAAUAGUUUCGAUGGUCACCACUUAAAAUGCCUAAGCAACUUGACUUAUCUCAAGCUUCUUGAUCUUUCAUCCAAUCAAUUAAGUGGGAAGUACUUAUCAUCUAUUAUUGCUGACCUCACAUCUCUUGAAUAUUUGUCGCUUUCCGAUAACAAUUUAGAAGGUUCCUUGACUUAUGAUAUGUUUCAACCUACAAGUGAAAAUCGGUUUCAAACAUAUCCAUUGAAGGUUCUCAACUUAUUGAAUUGCAACUUGGAUGCCAUACCUGGUUUUCUUUUAUACCACUACAAUCUACGAUAUGUUGACCUCUCUGAUAACAAAUUGGUUGGAACUUUUCCCACUCGGUUGUUACAAAAUAACACCAGAUUACAAGUUCUACGUUUAAGGAAUAACUCAUUCUCAGGAAUCCUUCAAGUGCCCAACUCUAAGUGCAAUUUACUUCAUCUAGAUAUUGCUUACAACAAUUUCACAGGUCAGUUGCCCGAGAAUAUUGGUACAAUUUUGCCUAAAUUGUUGUAUAUAGACAUGUCAAGGAAUUGUUUAAAAGGUAAUAUUCCUUUUUCAAUGGGUGAAAUGAAAAGACUUAGUGUUCUGGAUUUGUCUAGCAAUGAUUUUUCAGGAGAGUUACCUGAUCAUUUUGUUAAUGGUUGCUUCUCAUUAGUAUUACUAAGACUAUCGGAUAACAAUUUUCAUGGGCAGAUUUUUCCUAGACAAAUGAACCUAACUCAAUUGCAAUGGUUAUACUUGGAUAACAACAGCUUUAGUGGGAAGAUUGGAGAUGGGCUCUUGAAUGCAACUUCUUUAUUUUUCUUAAAUAUCUCCAACAACAAGGUAUCUGGUAAAAUUCCUUCUUGGAUUGGCAAAUUUUCAUAUCUUGCUUUUCUUUUAAUGUCAAAGAAUCUUUUAGAAGGUACUAUUCCCAUUCAACUAAACAAUCUCAAAAGCCUUGAAAUGCUAGAUGUCUCUGAAAAUAGGUUGUUUGGAUCCAUAGCAAGUGAUUUUAAUCUUUCAUCGGUGAGCUAUCUUUACAUGCAAAAGAAUGCUCUGAGUGGAUCAAUUCCAAAUUCAUUGUUCGAAAGCUCUAACUUGAUUACACUUGAUUUGGGAGAGAACAAAUUUUCUGGAAAUAUCGAUCCGCGUUGGUUUAAUGAUCAUUCAACUCUAAAGUUUCUUCUUUUGUCAGGCAAUCACCUACAAGGCCAUAUUCCUAACCAAUUGUGUCAACUAAGAAACCUAAGUCUCUUAGAUCUUUCACACAACAGACUCAAUGGAUCAAUACCUUCAUGCUUUUCUAAUUUGACACUCUGGAGUAUGACAGGAGAGAUUGAUUCAAAAGGUUUCAGUACAUGGUUUUCUUGGUCUAUUGGUUGUGAUGCACUAGGUGUUUACCACUAUGAUUCAUCUAUUUCAUUUGUUACGGAGGAAGAAUCUAGUAGAUCGACAAAUCCAGAAGUAAUCUUGGAAGUAGAAUUUACCAUGAAAAAUAGAUUUGAGUCUUACCAGGGUUAUCCUCUUGAAAAGGUUGCUGGAUUGGAUUUGUCAAACAAUGAAUUAACUGGUGAAAUCCCGUCAAAAAUUGGAGACCUCCAAGGAAUAUUAGCAUUGAAUUUGUCUUACAAUUUGUUAUCAGGACCUAUUCCAAAGAGCUUUUCCAAUCUGAAAGAGAUAGAGAGCCUAGACCUUUCCCACAAUAAUUUAAGUGGCCAAAUACCUCCACAGUUAACUCAAUUAAAUUAUUUGGAGGUCUUCAAUGUGGCACACAACAACUUAUCUGGAUCCAUUCCUAAUCAAGCUCAGUUCGCAACUUUUCAUGAAAGCGAUUAUGAAGGUAAUCCUUAUCUUUGUGGUCAAUUAAUUAAGAAAAGUUGCACUAAUGCGCCAAUACCACCACCUCUAGCAUCCAUUGAAGAAGAAGAUGAUAACGAAUCUGUUAUUGACAUGGUAGCAUUCCGCUGGAGUUUUGUUGGAUCAUAUACCACAACUAUAAUGGCCUUAAUAAUGAUCCUUUGGAUCAACCCACAUUGGCGUAGGUUAUGGUUGUAUUUCAUUGAUAUAUGUAUUGAUUUUUGUUUUUAG